AUGGUGACGGACAAUCACAGCCCCUGGCUUGUCGCUCGAGAUCGAGAAUCUCGAAACUCUGUGGGCGCGAUCAAUAGUAGGUUUAACUUGCAAAGCUUCAGCACCAAAAACUUCCCACAAGGCGGAAGGCGCUACUCUACUCCCAUUGGUUCGACUGCAUGUCGAUCAGGGAUUGUACGCAAUGGCGGGGAGGAGUCCGCAUCAGUCCCGGUGGCCGCGCCGUCCAACCGCCGUCAACUCGCUGUAGACAAACCCGGACGUGUCACCCAUACUGAUGCUGGAAUUUUUGAGCGGCUGGCACAAUGCACAGAUUACCAGCUGUUGCAGCUGAUGAACCUCUACCGGGAGAGACUGAAACCUGCGAUUGAGGACGGGGUCGAAGAAUUGGUCCUCCUGUCGAGAAUGGACGGACAUUUCAGUGAACGGGAGCGCAAGCAAGUUAUUGAGCUUACAGAGAAAGGGUGCCAGACAGAGAGUUCCAGACUCUUGCUCAGUCUGGUGAUCGAGAAAGGAGCCCAAGCCCGAAAAGCAACAUGGGAAUACUUUGCGGAAAUGAGGAAUGAGUUGCCAAAAUUGGACAAGAUCCUGAAAGAAAUCCAGGAAUUCGAUGUUCAACAGAAACACAAGGAGACUCUACGGUCAGAGACUGAGACUUUGAGAGUGAACACGAUCCUGAAGAGGGAGAAGGUGAAGGUUGAACAAUACACUGAGCUCACGAUUAUUUCCAUUCUUCGAGAUCGGAGAUUGGUGGAACGUGAGCUGCUGGCCAAAGGCCGGGAGCAUGAACGAUGGAGAAAGAGGCAUCUCGGUGGAGAGCUGGAAAAAAUCCGAACUGAUCAAUUGUUCCAGAGCAGCUUUACCCGAAGUAAAUCCCAGUCUGGGAAUUCAGCAGCAGUGGUUGGAGUUGCUGGAAUAGGAAAAACAACAAUGGUGCAAAAGAUUGUCAAUGACUGGGCAACUGGGAAGAUAUACCAACAAUUCCAAUUUGUCUUCAGUUUCAAAUUCCGGGAUUUAAACUUAAUUAAAUGCAGAAUAACCUUGAAAGAACUUAUUCUGAAUCAGUAUCCUUAUUUUGGGAAUAACCUCACCGUGUACAGUUUAAUCCAGGGCAAGCUGCUCCCAGGGUGUUCAGUGCUGGUGACCACCCGCCCCACUGCGUUACAUUUAUUGGAAAAGGCGGAGAUCUGUGUCAGGGCUGAAAUCCUGGGAUUUGUUGGUGAGGAACGGAAGGAAUAUUUCAUCAGGCAUUUUGAAGAUCAGACAGUGGCAGCAGCUGUUUUCAAAUACGUGCAGGAGAAUGAGAUCCUGUACACCAUGAGCUACAAUCCCUCCUACUGCUGGAUCCUUGCUCUGGCACUGGGCCCCUUCUUCACCCAAAGAGUCAGGGACCCACAGCGAGUUCCCAAGACCGUCACCCAAUUCUACUCCUGCUAUAUCUACAACAUCCUGAAAAACAACGGCAGUGAGAUUGAAAGUCCCCGUGAUGUCUUUUUGAGCCUGGGUCAGAUGGCCUUCAGGGGAGUAUCUGAGAAGAAGGUUGUGUUUACGGAUGGAGAUUUGAUCAGCUACAAUGUACAGCCUUCCCAGUUCCUGUCUGGGUUCCUGAUGGAGCUUUUGGAGAGAGAGGAUUCCACCUGGAGCGUAGUGUACACAUUCCCACACGUCACCUUCCAAGAGUUUGUAGCCGCACUCGCACAAUUCCUGAAUCCACAUCCUGCAGAUAUCCUUAAAUCCCUCAAUGAAGCUCACGGUGAAGAUGAUGGACGAUUUGAGGUACUGGGGAACAAUGAACUGGGAGAUUCCGGAGUGAAGCUGGUGUCUGCGGCUCUGAAGAACCCGGAGUGUAAAAUACAGAAACUGGGGUUGGACCAAGUCCAUCUCACAGAUUCUGGUGCUGAGGAUCUCUCCUCCGCUCUCAGUGCCAACCGAUCACUGACGGAGCUGGAUCUGAGUUACAAUAAUGCCCUGGGAGAUUCGGGGGUGAGAGUGGUGACUGCAGCUUUGGGGAACCCAGAGUGCAAAAUACAGAAACUGGGGUAA
This is a messenger RNA of Hypanus sabinus (Atlantic stingray), 2040 nucleotides long. Its product is annotated as NACHT, LRR and PYD domains-containing protein 3-like. NCBI's taxonomy places the organism in Eukaryota, Metazoa, Chordata, Chondrichthyes, Myliobatiformes, Dasyatidae. Gene Ontology annotation, molecular function: protein binding. The record is from RefSeq and is a predicted model, not a curated record. Gene Ontology annotation, cellular component: cytoplasm. The coding region runs from base 1 to 2040 and encodes 679 amino acids. The transcript has 8 exons.